This is a messenger RNA of Durio zibethinus, 357 nucleotides long. NCBI's taxonomy places the organism in Eukaryota, Viridiplantae, Streptophyta, Magnoliopsida, Malvales, Malvaceae. The record is from RefSeq and is a predicted model, not a curated record.
AUGGAUGGCUCCCCAUGGUCUUUCGAUAAACAUUUACUGGUAAUGCAGGAUUACAGUGGCUUGCUGAAAGCAGAUGAAUACAACUUUGACGUUGCUACCUUCUGGGUGAGGAUUUAUAGCCUUCCGCUAGGGAUGAUGAAUGGGAAUAUGGUAGAAAGGCUGGGCAACAGGAUUGGGGUCGUAGUGGUGAACAAGGGAGAAGGUAGAGCGGAUAUCUGGGCAAGGUUAGCUUAUGAACGGCAGCCAACUUUCUGUUAUAACUGCAAGCUGUUGGAACAUGGGGAAUCUGAAUGUGACACAGAUGAGGCAGAUCAUGAUAAUAAGGGAAGGAUGAAACAAUAUGGAGAAUGGCUAUAA